Messenger RNA from Cyanistes caeruleus (blue tit), 2738 nucleotides. RefSeq names its product TNF alpha induced protein 8 like 1 (gene TIPE1). Gene Ontology annotation, cellular component: cytoplasm. The record is from RefSeq and is a predicted model, not a curated record. Gene Ontology annotation, biological process: negative regulation of TOR signaling; regulation of apoptotic process. NCBI's taxonomy places the organism in Eukaryota, Metazoa, Chordata, Aves, Passeriformes, Paridae.
GGCUCUCCGGUUACUGCCCGGCGCUCCGACCCGGCUCCGGUAAUCCAGGAGGGUUUAAUUAAUUAAUGGGGGUCGGAGAACGGAGCAGAGGGAUCCCAUCCACCCGCCUGGCGUUCAGCCACGGGGCCGGGGACACCGGGAAUGAGGAGGUGCAGAGCGGGGAGGUUUCCCAAAGAGGCGUGUGGGAUGCAGGGAAAUCCAGGGAAAUCGCCGCUAUUCUGUUUAUCCCGUUGGGAAACGAUGUUUCCAUGUCGGAGGAAACUUGUAGCGAGACAAUCCAAGUUACUGUGGCCACGGUGGGAAGGUGGAGGAGGGAGAGGAGGAGGAAGAGGAGGCAAAGGUGCCUCUGCUCUGAGCUGGAGCUUUGUGUAGCCUCCCCCUCUGCGCUGCUCCAUGAAUUAUUUAAGUGCUUUUCCUUUCCUGCAUGAAAUAUUCACCUGCUGCCAAGGGAACUGGGGGGGCUUGGGGGACUGAGCCCACAGAGCCGCUGCUGGGAACCAGGUGAAAGGGACAGGCAGGGAGAGGGGUCCUUGGGACAGGUAAAAACGAGAGUUGGGAUGGUGUCACUGCUGGGUUUGGCCCCUCUUCAUAAAGGAGCUCUGGAUGGUGCUCCCUUGGCAGCUCUGCCCUGGUGCCACCGGUGCCAGGUGACCACAGGGUGACAGGAUCCUGUCUUCCCCCCUCAGACAGGAGCUUUCACUGAUGCUUGUGAAAAGGUGGGAGAGGUUUUUUGGGGAAAUCAGGUCACAGCUGGGUGUUGGCUGAGGUGCAAGGCCAGCGAGGGGAGAGCCAAACCAGAGAUGGGCACGGCACACCGGUGUCCCCAGGGGACCCUCCUGUGGCCCAGGACACCCCAGCCCUCACACCACUGCUCAGGGCUGCAAGACUCCCCAGAAACCUCCAAAAUGGGUGGAAAUCCUCCAAGAAAGGGCUGUAGCUGUCCCCAAAGCCACGGUUGGGACCACAGCCCUGCCGCACUCUUCCGGAGCAGGGAGGAACUCGGUGACAGCAGCACUCGGCUGCUCCAGUUCGGAAGAAGAAGAAGCUGUUUUUUAGGGCGUUUUCAUGAAAAAGAAGAAGGGGGUGGGGGGCAGUCUAGCCCUGAGCCGGGCUGGAAACUUGAGCGACAGGAAGGAAGCGAAGUGGGUUAUUUCAGGCUGCAGUUGGCUGCUCGGGGCAAAGCUCGACUCUCGCACUGAUAGCAGCCCCUCGUGAACAAUGGGGUCGUGGGGCCCUUCCCAGCAGGAAAACGGCUCGUUCCGGUGAAAUCUGCUGCUGCUGCUGACUCAGCAGGUCCUGGCAGGCCGAGUGUGGUGAGGAGGUGCCGGGGGAACCGUCCUGGCACAGCGGGAGCCAGCAGGAGAGAUGGACACCUUCAGCACCAAGAACUUGGCCCUGCAGGCCCAGAAGAAGCUCCUGAGCAAAAUGGCCACCAAGACCAUCGCCAACGCCUUCAUCGACGACACCAGCAGCGAGAUCCUGGACGAGCUGUACCGGGCCACCAAGGAGUACACCCGCAACCGCAAGGAGGCCCAGAAGAUCAUCAAAAACCUCAUCAAGAUCGUGAUGAAGCUGGGGGUUCUCUACCGCAACGGGCAGUUCAGCCCCGAGGAGCUGCUGGUCAUGGAGCGCUUCCGCAAGAAGGUUCACACCUUGGCCAUGACGGCCGUCAGCUUCCACCAGAUAGACUUCACCUUCGACCGCAGGGUCAUGUCCAGCGUCCUCACCGAGUGCCGGGACCUGCUGCACCAGGCGGUCAACGGGCACCUGACGGCCAAGUCCCACUCGCGCAUCAACCACGUCUUCAACCACUUUGCGGACUACGAGUUCCUGUCGGCGCUGUACGGCCCGGCCGAGCCCUACCGCACCCACCUCAAGAGGAUCUGCGAAGGGGUCAACAAGAUGCUGGAGGAGGACAACAUCUGAGGGUGGCCCAGGUGGGCUCUUGGCAGCUGGACUCUGCCCCCCGUGAAGCCGAAGAUGCGACGUCUGCUUUGACCUUCACCGGGCUCGCCAUCCCCUCAUCUCUGCAGCGCUCACUCGUGUUCUCCUCGCUUCUCCAAGACACUGAACCUCCUGACUUUGUCUCCCCCUUGCCCAGGGUCUGCAAACCCCUCCCUGCGCUGGGCCCAGCCCUCUCCAGGGCAUCCUGGGGUGCAGGAUCCUGCUGGACACUUUGAUUUCCUUUGCCCACCAAGUGCCUUUUUUAGCUCAGAGUCCAAGGAUUUGGACUCUUUGCCUUGAACUCUGUUGUUGUAACCCUCUAGGGGGAAACUGAACCAAAGACUCGCGGUGUGAGGCACCUGUGAGGUGUCUCUGAGCAGGUGGGACGUUGUUGAGGUGAACAGUUUGAGUCUCCAUGACUGGAGGGCUGUGGAACUCCGUGCUUUUCUUCCAGCAGCUCCACAACGUGAUGGGAGCAAAUCCUGCUCCGGACUUGCGCUGCCUCAGGCAGGAAGAUGCUUCUGCACGGGCUUUGGUGUCCUCAAAGACAAGUCCCUGAGAGCAGGAGGAUCCUUCCUUGCCUGGGGGAGAGCUGGGGGAGCUGCUCCUCCCCUGGAGCACCCAACUCCCACCCCCGGUGCCACCUGGCAGCUCCCGCGCUGCCCUUGCUGGGCACCCAAAGCUCCCCUGGGAUUCCAUCCCUUUUCCAUGCCCUUGACUGAGUGAUGUUGGUUUUUAGCAAACUCUGUAGCCCUGAUGAGUUAUUUCAAUAAACUCACCUGUGUGGCCUGGGA